AUGAUUGAACAACUCCAUAUCAGUCCCACCGGACACAAAAUCAUCCAUAUCAGCCACCACCACACCGCCCCCACCACCGCCGCCACCACCACCUGCACCACGCCCACCGCCAGACAGAACCCGCGCAGCCCGUCCCACCACCACACGGCGUUGGGCACGCCCAUGACGAACGCCCCCGCGGCCACCGCCCGCCAGCACGCCACGGCCGCUGUCAUGUCGGCGGUGUUGCGCGUGGCCGAGGCGAGGUUGGCGCUCGUGAAGGAGGUGCUGGCGCGGAUGAGCGGGGGCGCGGUGGCGUCGAGGAGGGAGGCACCGGCGGCCAGGAGGCCGAGGAGGAAGGAGAGGGCGGGGAGGUUGGCCGCGCGGGGCGAGGUAGUUGAGUGCGGAGGAGGAGAUGGGGUGGUGAGGUGGGGCUGGUGGGAACGGGGCGAGGAAGAGGGCACCAAUGGUUGCUGGGUUGAGGUCGAAGGGGAGGGGAGAGAAAAGGAGGGAGAUGGAAGCAACGAGGCCCCAGAGGGAGGCGUGAGGGAGGAUGGAGACGAUAGCAAGGAGGGUUGCUGUGGGCGUGAUGAAGGCCCGCGGAGCUUGGAGGAGGAUGGUGAGGUCGGCAGGGCUGUGGUAGGCGUACGGCUUGAGCUUGACAACAUAGUCGGCAAUGGUUUCGAGGGAGAGAGAGCGGAGUGUUGUGGGGGCCAGGGAAGCUUUGAACUGGCUCGUGGCUGUGGCGGGUGUUUCUGGGAAUGCGAGGCUCCGGUUAAACGCUGUUUCUGGGGCCCCGAGGGAAAUGGCGGGUACGGCAACGACAAAAAAGGCGCUGAGGAUCGUGGGUUGCAGACUAAAACCGACCGAGCCUUGAGAGGCAACGCCGCCGAUCAACGGCGGCCCCCAGGUUGUCAUUACGGCAACGGUCGAGUGUAUGGCGAUGCGAAUGCUGCGCUCAUGCUCCUGAACGCCAUCAGACGAUGA
Chaetomium globosum CBS 148.51 is the source of this 966-nucleotide messenger RNA. RefSeq lists its product as uncharacterized. The record is from RefSeq and is a predicted model, not a curated record. Lineage: Eukaryota; Fungi; Ascomycota; Sordariomycetes; Sordariales; Chaetomiaceae. The coding region runs from base 1 to 966 and encodes 321 amino acids. The transcript is spliced from 3 exons.